Messenger RNA from Lottia gigantea (owl limpet), 3762 nucleotides. RefSeq lists its product as hypothetical. The coding region runs from base 273 to 2492 and encodes 739 amino acids. The transcript has 7 exons. Lineage: Eukaryota; Metazoa; Mollusca; Gastropoda; Lottiidae. The record is from RefSeq and is a predicted model, not a curated record.
GCUGAGAGAAAUCGAUCAACGUGCUUGCACAGAAAAUUAAAGAUUUUCAAGCGAAAACCUUUGCAGAAAUUAAAUGGUUUGAAGUUUCACAGUCACUUUUUGGAGAGUUUUGGAUUUCAAUUUUAUUGAAGUCCAUUCAAGACAUUUUUAGAAACUGAAGUGUUUUUAUUGCGUUUAUUUUAUUCUAAACACAAUAAAAUAUUACAGAGCUUGUUUUGAGCUCUUUUGACCACAUACCUGAUAUUGAGUGAAGGCUAUCUGGAAGUUGAGGGAUGAACUCAAGGGGCAUGAGGGGUGGUCGAGGCGCCCGUGGUGGAAGGGGACGUGGAAGUAGGGGUGCUGGUGGAUUCAGUUCAUACAGAGCUUCUGGAUUUGAGGCUGCAGCCCCUCAUCCUCAUUAUCCUCCUUAUGAUGCUUAUGAAGAUGAUUAUGAAUAUGGAUAUGCAGGAAAGCGACCAAUAGAUGAUAGAGAUCCAAUGGGAGUGAAGAGACAGAGAACAUCCUCUGUCCAUAUGAUGAACAGAAUGAUCCAAGACUCUCAAAGAGAAUUGGCAAAUCUGACUUUUGGCAGUCGUGAAACCCCAAAAUGGCGUCCAAACUCGGAUACCCAGCAGCUGAAUCAAGUUUUAAACAGACAACAGAUGUUGCUGGAGAUGCAGUCUGAAAUGAUUGCUGGAAUGGGCGGUAGACCCCAGAAACCUGAUCCAUUAGAUGAUGCCUAUUAUGGCAGAAGACCUGCAACUGCAGAUCCUUUUGCUCGAUCCUCUGGGUAUGGUCCUCCUCGUGGACGCGGUGCCAGGCGUGGAGCAGCUCAAUAUGGGUAUCCAGAAAUAGAAACGCCAAUGCCAUAUAACCACAAUCCUUAUUUAGAUUAUGAAUAUGAUGAUGGUGGAUUAGGACCUGCUCCAGAAUACUACGUAAGCAUCGAAGGCAAGAUCAACAACUUCAUCGAAGUUCUUUUGGAGUAUGAUGACCUCUUCAUUGCGGUACAGGCCAUAGAGACCUCCAGACACAACAAUACCACCUUGGUGAAGAUUCGCACAGAGUAUAACGUCUUUGAGGAUAUGGACAAAGAUCCCUACAUUGAUGGACAUCUGAAGAUCAAUGGUGUCCUUCUCGCUAGAGAACAGGGCUAUACAAAGCACCAAGUCAAAGAUUCUGUGUAUGCCAAAGCAUUGUAUAUGCUCCUCACCAAAUCAGUGAGUCACAUUUUUGCUAAUUCAAACAAGCUCUACAAGGAUUUGCCUGAAGAACAGAAAAAAAUCAAGGAGCCCAAAGAUGGAAAGAAAUCGAGAGACCAUAAAUUCAUCCUUGCCAGAUUGAUUGAAAUGAUGACACAGCUUCGCCAGAAUAUUCCUCAAUCCCGAGGAUACAAGGAGAACCUGAUCCACGAAUUGGACGUAGCUUGUGGAACCGUGGAUGCAGGAAUUACUCUGGUUUACUACAAGAACAGUGAAGAAUCUCAAACCUGUGAACUAUACGUGGAUGACUUGAUGCUUGGCCAAGGUGAAGAAUCGGAUAAACGUGGCGCCAUGAAGAACGCCUACAGAAACGCCAAACGUCUGUUAAUGAAUUGGAACUAUCCAGUAGAGAGAAUAGUCCGUGAGAAUAAGCGUCUGCAAAACGUUGACAUUUUGGAUCAAGAAGUUGUAGAUAUGCAGUACAAAUCCAAAAAUCACGAACGGGGUUCAAACAUGAAUGUGAUGAAGACGACUAAUUUGGAGAACUUUGCCAAAGAUGUGACGACCAAGAGAGACAUAGUGGUGUACGAACAUACAGAAGAGACCAAGACUGCCCCGUGGAAGGUUAUAGAAGAUACAGCCUGUGCCAAUCGCAUGUUGUUUGAAUAUGUGUUAUAUAAUCCCAGAGAAGGAGGUCCAACAAGAUGUUUAUUGUUCCUACAAGAGGAACUGAUAGCUGAUGCUAUGGGUUUUAAUAGAAUCAAAUCUAAAGCUAAUGCUGCUCAAAAAGGUCUUCAAUGGUUGAAAGCAAACUGCCCUUUGAUAAAGACAUCAUCCAGAGAUUACAAUAAUCCUUUCAUGAGUUUUGAAACAGCCAAACAGAAAGCGUUGUUACUGAAAGCUGACAAUCCAGAACUCGCUCGGAAUUGGGACUUGUCUUCUUACCCUGCACCAGCAGCCGAUGACCCCAAACCAGAUGAUCUGACCCCAUGGGUGGAUCAGGUCCUAGAGAAUGUGCUAGAGGAUUAUCAAAAAACUGAAAGCUUGGAAGAGAUCAUUCUGGAUAAAGACUUUCCUAAAUAUCACAUUACCCGCUUGCGUCAGAUCAGCAAAAAAUACGGCACCCUCAUCAUCAUUAAAUUGGGCAGCGAGAAACAAAUGCGAACCAACUGUGUGGUCAUUCAGAAGGACAUUUUCCGAACAGCCAACCCCAUCGAGGUGGUGAACCUCUUAAGGAAAUGUGGCAACGAGAGUGGCCGAUAUAAAUUGAUACAAUACAAGGAUGAAAAUGAAGACAUUGUGAAGGCUUAAGAUGAUAUUUUAACAGUUUUCUAGUGGCUUUGAGAAAUUGUCUCAAAUAAUUAUAUCAUUCUAUAUGGGUACCAAAUACUGCUUUAUAACUAUGCAAUGUUUCGACAAUGUUUCUCUUGUCUAUACGUUGUGUUGUUAUAUAAAUCAGUAAUUCUUAUCCAUGUUUUGUGACAUUUUUAAACCGUGUUUUUGGCCUAUUAAUUUAGAGAUUAUUUCCAAGCACGGAGAUUAAUUGUGGCCGAUAUUGGGCUUGUAAAAAACUAAUUAGAAGGCUCUGAAGUGAAGGAAUUUUUGUCAUGUUAUUUUAACCUUGGAACUCCGAGCUGAGCAUGAAUAAAAUUAAAAGUUAUAUACCCUGUUCUUAAAGUAAUAUUAUAACUUAGUGUAUGAAGCUAAUGUUAAUUGAUCUUACUCAAAACUUGUGUUGAUCAGUUUUCCAGUCAUCUGAUUGGUCAAUCUGUUAAAUAGAUUUCAAAAUUCAUUUAUAUCAACCAAUUAGAUUACUGUUUUUCUUCAAAUUUAAAUUUCAUAGCCAAAAAUUGGCAAAAGUGGCAUGUUGUAAAACUUGUAAUUUUAUUCAAUUUGUUGUAAGCAUUUCAAAGACUGCAUGUAUAUUCUGAAUAUAUAUUUCUGUUUUCUUUAUAUUUUACAUGUUUCUGUAUGUUGCUUUGGGUAUUUGUUUUGUAAUAUUUUGUGUUGAGUUAUUUUUUAUCCCCUGUUUGUUGAUGAAUGUAAGCUUCUGUAUUUUGUCUUUGUAUUGUGUGCGGUGAAAUUCCGUGAAUAUUUUUGAACUGCUGUAAUUUUUGUUUAGACAUGUCUGAUUUGGUUACAUUUACAUUUUAACAGGAGGAGAGAGCACCUUUCUUGAUGGAAUAUAUUUGGUUUGCUUUACGAAAGGGAACCUAAUCUCCAUGUGUAUCCCUUUUCAAAAUGAAAAUCUGAUCAGUUCUAUAGUUAAUGAGUGAAAGUGAAUGUCAUUUCGAGAGCUUUAGCAUGAGAAAAUAUUACUGUCUUUGUUUGGACAACCACUUUUUUAUUGUAUGGAAUGUGUAUCAGAUUUUAAAUUUGAAAAGUGUCACAGGUGGCCAACAGUCAUUAAGGAUGUUGUGACAUGAUACAAGUCUGCUUCCAUGGGGAGUAGGUGUCCUGCCAAAGAGGGAAUAGAAUGGGUAGUUUGAUUCUUCACUAAAAUAUGUUGUAGCUAUUACAUUAUGUGAAGAGCUAAUUAAUUAUGUAAAUAAAUCUAUUAUUCAUUGCACUUAUCAAAGGG